GAGUCGAGUACGGGCCAUCACAUAACCCUGCUGAAACGGUACUGUACGGGUUGAAGUGCAUGUCGGUUUCAACUGUAUUUUUUGUGAUAACGCACUUUUCAAUGCAAACAUAAAAUACAGAUAUGGUAAAACUGUGUCAUAGGUGACACCGGAAAGACUUCAGGAUUCAUGCUGGGCCUCAGAAUUGCCAGUAUGAGCGCGGAGAAAUCACUCCGUCGCUUGCGGCAUCUUGGCGGCGUGUUGGCCUCAUCGCCGUCCGGUGGGACUGCUAGAAUCUCGCCCCUUCUCUGCGCCAGCUACUCGUCAGAUGGCAGAGUUUCCAUUGGUGAUGUGAGUCGGACUUUGAAGACACCAGCUAACCCUGAACUGGUCCCCAUCAAACACUUGUCUGACAACCUGCCCCAGUCUGUGAUUCGGCAUCUGCGAUGGAUAAUGCAGAAGGAUGCACUUGGCCAAGACGUGUUUUUGAUUGGACCGCCUGGCCCGUUGCGUAGAGCUAUCGCAAUGCAGUAUUUGGAACUGACAAAACGUGAAGUGGAAUACCUAGCCCUCACGAGAGACACGACCGAGUCCGAUCUGAAACAGCGGCGAGAAAUCAAGGAUGGAACGGCCUUCUACAUUGAUCAGUGCGCUGUACGAGCAGCCACCCGUGGUCGCAUCCUGGUUAUUGAGGGUGUGGAGAAGGCCGAGAGGAAUGUCCUUCCAGUCUUGAACAACCUCCUGGAGAACAGGGAGAUGCAGCUGGAGGAUGGCCACUUCCUGGUGGCAGCAGACAGAUACGACAAACUGCUCAAGGACCAUUCUCAGGAGGAGUUGGACGCCUGGAAACUGAUCAGGGUCAGUGAGGAUUUCCGCGUCAUUGCCCUGGGACUCCCGGUCCCCCGUUACCGUGGCAACCCCUUGGAUCCUCCCCUUCGCUCUCGUUUUCAGGCUCGUGACAUCAACCCCCUGCCUUUCAAGGAUCACUUGGAACUUCUGAAUGCCCUGGGAUCUAGGCUUGCUUCAGAAAAAGUGUCUCAGAUUUUGUCCUUUGCCACGGCUCUCCGCCAUUCCGAGUUGGCCACUCUCAGUCUCCCAGACUUUCCGAUCGACAACCUAGCAAGCAUCGUCCAGAUCAUGAAUUCAGUGCCCAAUAUUUCAGCCCAGAAACUCCUCUAUCAGCUGUACCCUCACGCAGUCUUUCUACCCAAGGAGUCCAGAACUGUCGUCCUCGACGCUUUGAAGAGAUUUGAAUUGCUGGAAGACAAGCACGGGAAUUUGCCCAAUCAGAGAGCAGUCACAGUCCAACCGACCAGUCACAAUGAUGCGCCCAUGGCAGUGGCUACCAUAGGAAGCAAGGGUGAAAGCUUCCAAGUUGAGGUCCCGGCAGGUACCACAGAACCUAGGCCCCACCACGAGCACCAACGCUUUAUCAACACUCUGUCACACGAGGGCGUCCUUGCAGACUUGCUUCUCUCUCACUCCGUGCAAGACUUCUGCAUCAUUGGUCCCAAGGGCUGUGGAAAGAGUGUUCUGACCAGGAAGUUUGCUGACAUCAUGGGCUACAAGAUGGAGCCGGUCAUGCUUUACCAGGAUAUGACCUCACGUGACCUCUUGCAGCAGCGAGGGACGCUACCCAACGGGGACACAACCUGGCGUCUGGCGCCUCUCAUUACUGCAGCACUAGAGGGCAGUAUUGCCGUGCUGGACGGUCUGCACAGGGUCAAUCCUAGCACGCUGGCUGUGUUACACAGGUUGGUCCAUGACCGUGAGAUCAGCUUGUUUGACGGCACCAGACUACUGAGAAACGAUCGUUUCCAGGCGCUCAGAGACCAGUCGGGACUGACUGAUGCACAGAUGAAGGAAAAGUCCAUCUUCCCGAUCCAUCCAUCUUUCCGCAUCGUCGCCUUGGCUGAGCCCCCGGUCAUUGGCAGUAGCACACAGCAGUGGCUCAACCCGGAGCUGUUGACCCUCUUCCUGUACCACGACCUACGACCUCUGUCCUUAGCAGAAGAGAUGGACGUCAUACGGGGCAUGGUCCCUAACACCAACGUGGCUGUGCUGGAACCUUUGCUGAAGCUGACGCACUUGCUGAGGAACUCCGGAGACACAACACUCCAGUCAUUAUCCUCUUCUCUUUCGACUCGUAACUUGCUCCGGAUUGCUCGACGAAUGUCUAGUUACCCUGAUGAAGGCUUACAUGAGGCCAUCAACAAGGCUUGUUUAUCCAGAUUUCUACCAACGCUUGCUCGGCAAGCUUUAGACAAGGCUCUGAAGGAUAACGGCAUAGAACCCCAACUAACGACUGAAGAUGUGGACAUCGAGCGCGCUCUGUCCUGCGAGGUCAAGAACGGUAAACUACGAAUCGGUGACACGGAGAUGGCAGUCUUCAACCCCGACAACAUGAUGAUGGUACCCGACACCUUGUUUUAUGACAAUGUACAGCAUCUGAACGUCAUGGAAGCCAUGCUGAAAGACUUUAUCCUGGGAGAGCAUCUGUUGCUAGUCGGUAACCAAGGCGUUGGCAAGAACAAGAUUGUGGAUCGUUUCCUGCACCUGCUCAAUAAACCACGGCAGUACAUCCAACUGCAUAGAGAUACAACGGUACAGUCCUUGACCCUGCAGCCAAAUGUCCAAGACGGAAUCAUUAUUUACGAAGAUUCACCAUUGGUUCGAGCGGUGAAGGAGGGCCAAGUCUUGAUCAUUGAUGAAGCUGACAAGGCUCCCACCAAUGUGACUUGCAUCUUGAAGUCGCUGGUAGAGAGUGGGGAGAUGGUGCUUGCUGACGGACGGAAGAUUGUCGCUGCAGAGGGAGCCCUAGCAUCCUCUUCUGACAACACCAUCGUCACCCAUCCUGACUUCAGGAUGAUUGUGCUGGCCAACCGGCCCGGCUUUCCCUUCCUGGGAAAUGACUUUUUUGGAGCUCUAGGUGAUAUAUUCAGCUGCCAUGCUGUGGACAACCCAAGCGUGGAGUCGGAGAUGACCAUGCUGCGACGCUAUGGGCCGGACGUCCCCGAGCCCAUGCUGCGCAAGCUAGUGUCAGCCUUCAGUGAGCUGCGUGAGAUGGCCGACCAGGGGCUCAUCACAUAUCCCUACUCCACCAGGGAGGUGGUCAACAUGGUCAAGCAUCUCCAGAAAUUUCCCCAGGAAGGCCUAGCCAGCGUAGUCAAUAACGUCUUUGACUUUGAUGCCUACAACAAGGAGAUGAGGGAGCAGGUGAUCCAGGCCCUGCACAAGCAUGGAAUCCCUGUGGGAGCUGACCCAAGCAACGUACAGCUGGCUAAAGAGUUUCCACUGCCCGCUGCCCAACUGGCAAGUCAGUGGCACUUUGGAAGUCAGGGGUCGAGUCGUCGCAAGAUGCUGUGUCCUAUUGAAGAAAGGAAAUUGAGGGUCAAGGGUCCAGUGCAUCUUGGUGUUCGUGAGUUCCCCUUGGAGAGACUAGAGGCCAGGUCACUGAGCUUCUCAGAGCUGGUUGCAUCAUGGCAAAUACCACUGGGUGAAACGAACAGGGUGUGUGAUGUGAUUGCCUCUAAAUACUCCACUGCUGGCACAGUUCACGUCCUGACCUCUAACCCCAUCUGCCUGUACUCCAUGAAGCCUCAUGGCAAGACCAUCCGCUACCUGGACUUGUAUGACAUCUUCCCUGGACUUGGCCCAAAGCCCAUCGCUAUCACAGGUCUUGGGGAACAGUUGGGCGGACACGUUGUGCUUCACGAACAGCUUAAUAACAACAUUCUUCUCAUCGACACAAGCAAUGGAGUCACCUCGCGCCUCUUCCUGACUUCGCCCCUGGAAACAGCCAAGGAUGUCAUCGGGCGUCGUCUUGGCAGCAGCAGUGAGGGAAAAAGUCACAGGAUGUGCAGCGACCAGGCUGACAAGAACGUGGUGGUGUUCUACCAAGGAGAAGGUGACCGCUUAGACGUUGUGGAUUUACUGAAUGGCAAAGCCCACAGCUUGCAGCUGCCGUUUCAUUUGGAAACCAUGUUCAUGCCAUCGGCCGACAACUGGCUGCUCACAGAGGCAAAGACCCAAAGAAAAUAUCUCCUCAGCAGACCGGACCCAGGCUCCCCAGUCAACCAGCUCAGUACCAUAUUUGAGACCCAGCCAUCAAGUGCAGUUUCUGAUGCAGAUGUAUUCAGCUCGAGUGACCCCACAUUGGUGAUUUCCAGUGAAGGGUUGACCUCUAGUGACCUCUCGGCUGCCGUGGGUCAAACCAUUGACUCGCCAAACAGGAUUUUGGCUGACAAGAGCAACUAUGGAGCCGUGGCAGUCGGAUUUCCAGAAUUAAUGUCAACCAUUGAUAUAUACACCAUACCACGAGGCCCAACACCAGUUGAGAAGGAGUCCUUCCACACUAAAGGCGACACCUUCCUGGCUGCCAUGAAAGUUGGCAGGUCAAAGGUCGAGGCCGAAGCCCCAGGUCCAGCUGGUCUCCUACCAGAAGUCAGCCAAGUGGCAAGGAUUGUUCCACCACAGGAGACUCCAGCGGAGGUUUUUCCUGAGGGUAAGGCCCCUGCCAAUGUUGCAGCAUACAUUGAAGUGGCCGAUCUAGCCCAGCAUAAAGUCAAGUAUAUUCCAGUCCCAAGCCCCACUUUCUCUGUUCAGGGCUAUAUGCCCUGGGCCUCGACUUCCUCCCAGAAGGUCAUCAUGGCACCCAGUGGAGGCAGCCAUGUUGUUACCGUGGACACCAGUGGGACAGUGAGGGUGUGGGAGACCGGUUCGUACCAGUUGGGCAAGUCACUGGAUGAGUGGUACCAGCUUAUCGGGAGGGAAGAUGGCCACCAUUUGCAAAUAACUACUGAAAAGGAAACAACCCAAGAUUUGCAGAACAUUACACCCAAACAUGGCAAAAUUGACCCCAGAAAUCAGCCGCAUGUCGGUGGAGGCACUUGGGCAGGUGGUGUUGGUGGAGUUGGCACGGCUGGUUUGGGUGGGGCUGGUGGGCCAUACAGGCUGGAUGCAGGCCAUGACGUGACCCAGGUACCGCAGGUACAGAAAGACAUGGUACCACCUGAGGUUCUCGUUGCUGCUCGGGAAAUGGCUCAGAAGGCCUUCAGGGAUCGCCUCAAGGAGAUCCAGAUGUCAGAGUUUGAUGCCGAAAUGUACGAGCGUUUCUCAGCUGGUGUCAGACGUCAGGUCACUUCACUGCGUGUCAUCCUGGACAGCUUACAAGCCAAGGGUAAGGAGAGACAGUGGAUGAAACAUCAGACGGCCGGGGACCUUGACGAGGCUAAAUUGAUUGAAGGCUUGACUGGUGAGAGGGCCAUCUACAAGAGACGUGGGGAACAAGAUCCAGAGCUGGGCAGCCCUCAAGUGAAACCGAAAAGGCUGCGACUGAUUGUGGACGUCAGCGGCAGCAUGUAUCGAUUCAAUGGCUAUGACGGACGCCUGGAGAGAGUCAUGGAGAGUGCCCUCAUGCUCAUGGAGGCCUUUGAAGGCUACGAACAGAAAUUUGCCUAUGAAAUCUAUGGGCAUUCAGGGGACGACUAUGAAAUUCCAUUUGUUUUGAGCAAGAAGAUUCCAUCAAACAACAAGGAACGAUUGGAUGUUAUCAAGACCAUGAAUGCACAUGCCCAGUUCUGCAUGAGCGGAGACAACACUUUGGAAGCGACCAAGCAUGCCAUCGAAGCCAUCACCAAGGAAGAGGGCGACGAGUAUUUUGUGAUUGUUCUCAGUGAUGCCAACCUGGAUCGUUACGGCAUCAGCCCCGCUCUCUUUGGGCGUACGCUGACUGCGGACGACCAAGUCAAUGCUUACGCUUUAUUCAUCGGCUCCCUUGGCAACCAGGCCGACAUACUUGUUCGCAGUCUUCCAGCAGGCAGGGGCUUUGUGUGUCUGGAUACCAAGGAUAUACCACAGAUUCUCCAGCAGAUCUUCACAUCAACCAUGCUGUCUACCAGGUAGUAAUGGACAGACUAGUGUGAAGUUUAACAUCUGCUUCCAGUGUCCUCAUAGUCUAUCAAUGCAACGUUUAAUGUUCUCUCCACCUACAUGUGCAUGUUUGCAUGAGGAUCUUUGAAUUCUGGCGCCUGAAAUCAAUUCGUGUGGAGACAUUUGACGCAAAAUAAUGAUUCAGGAAGUUAUCAAAAUGGUUAAUUUUUUAUCUCUGUUCUUGGACGCAGAAUUCAUAAUUGCACGGUGUUUCGAUCAAGCUUUUCACUUUUUUUCACAGUUUCAGUUUUAAUAAUGUUCUUCUGGAGGCAAAAUUUUACAAAGCUGCUAAGUUGUAUUUUUAAAUCCUCUGCCAUAUAUUCAUAUUUUUCUCUACUAGUGGCUAUUUAUAAGUCUAUACAUAAGUAAUUAUUAAUAUACAGAAUGACGGUCAACAAUGGAAUUUUUCAUAAGCAGAAUGGAAUAGAUGUGUCAUACAUUUCUCCGUGUGGAAAUAUAUUUCUUUGAUUUUCACAAAUUUUCUCAAAAAUAAAUGCAGUUUCAAUCUCCUGUGGAGGCAAUGAAAUCAAGUCUAAAAAUAUCAAAUAAGUUUUCAAAAAAGUUAAAAAGGUUUCCAAAUAGUUACAAGAAUGGCUUUAGAAUAAAAUUCAUGAUUGGAGGACAUUCUUUCUGA
This is a messenger RNA of Acanthaster planci (crown-of-thorns starfish), 6544 nucleotides long. It is a transcript of the gene vwa8, whose product is annotated as von Willebrand factor A domain containing 8. The record is from RefSeq and is a predicted model, not a curated record. Gene Ontology annotation, molecular function: ATP binding; ATP hydrolysis activity. Lineage: Eukaryota; Metazoa; Echinodermata; Asteroidea; Valvatida; Acanthasteridae. Gene Ontology annotation, cellular component: cytoplasm.